GCGUACAAGCGUCUCUCUUCCUUCUUCAUGCAGUCACUGCCACGUUAGUUGCGGCAGACCCAAAACAGACAACACUAACAUAUCUGAAGCGAUUUGACGCAAAAAAACGAUAUAUAUUUGUAUACCAGGGAAUUGCAUUGUGGAGUUGUCGCCGUUUGAAGAUGUUAAAAGUAUUGCUGUUUUGUGCAUUUGCCGUGGCCAUCAGCGCUGAGAUUGCCGAAGAAGAUGAUGUCCUGGUACUUAAGAAAAGCAACUUUGAGGAAGCCCUGAAAGCGCACCCCAACAUCCUCGUAGAGUUCUAUGCCCCAUGGUGUGGGCACUGCAAGGCUCUGGCCCCAGAGUAUGCCAAGGCUGCAGGACAACUGAAGGCAGAGGGCUCUGAACUCAAGCUGGGCAAAGUCGAUGCCACUGAGGAGAGCGAUCUGGCUCAGGAGUUCAAAGUCCAGGGAUAUCCCACCAUCAAGUUCUUUAAGAAUGGAGAUAAGUCUGCCCCUAAAGAAUACUCGGCUGGCAGACAAGCCGAUGAUUUCAUUAACUGGCUGAAGAAGCGCACAGGUCCAGCCGCCACCACCCUCACAGAGGCCAGCGCGGCCGAACAGCUUAUUGAGGGCAGCGAGGUCGUUGUCAUCGGCUUUUUCAAGGAUGUUGAGUCCACCGAUGCCCAGGCCUUUGUAAAUGCAGCAGAGUCUAUAGAUGACGUCCCCUUUGCAAUCACCUCUUCUGACGACGUCUUCUCCAAGUAUGAGGUGACCAAGGACAGCGUCGUCCUCUUCAAGAAGUUCGAUGAAGGCCGCAACACAUUUGAAGGAGAGGCUACCAAGGAAAACCUGCUUGCUUUCGUCAAGGCCAACCAGCUGCCCCUUGUCAUUGAAUUCACUGAACAGACUGCCCCCAAAAUUUUCGGUGGAGAAAUCAAAUCCCACAUCCUCAUGUUCCUGCCCAAGAGCUCCUCAGACUUCCAGGACAAAUUGGACCAAUUCAAGAAAGCUUCUGAGAACUUCAAGGGCAAGAUCCUCUUCAUCUUUAUCGACAGUGAAUCUGAGGAUAACCAGAGGAUCCUGGAGUUCUUUGGCCUGAAGAAGGAAGAGUGCCCAGCCGUGAGACUCAUCACCCUGGAAGAUGAGAUGACCAAGUACAAGCCAGAGAAUGAGGAGAUCACCACCGACAACAUCAAGGCCUUCUGUACCAAGUUCAUUGAGGGAAAACUCAAGCCCCAUCUGAUGAGCCAGGACAUUCCUGAAGAUUGGGACAAGAACCCAGUCAAGGUUCUGGUUGGCAAGAAUUUUGAGGAGGUUGCCUUUGAUGCCAAAAAGAAUGUAUUUGUUGAAUUUUAUGCUCCUUGGUGCGGCCAUUGCAAACAGCUCGCUCCUAUCUGGGACAAACUGGGAGAGCAAUUCAAGGAAGCUGAGGACAUUGUCAUUGCCAAGAUGGACUCCACUGCCAACGAGAUUGAAACCGUGAAGGUCCACAGCUUCCCCACUCUCAAAUUUUUCCCUGCUGGAGGUGACAGAAAGGUCGUUGACUACAGUGGCGAGAGAACACUGGAAGCUUUCGCAAAAUUCCUGGAGAGCGGUGGAAAGGAAGGGGCUGGCACAGAGGAGGAACAGGAUUUGGAAGAUCUAGAUGAUGAAUCUCCAGAGGGAGCGGAGGAUGGCAACGACGAUGUGGACCAUGACGAGUUGUAAACAGGAACACCGACACAUCGCAAAAACACUAAACUUUGGUUUUUGUAUAAAAUGUAAAAGAUUAUUGCAGGAAAAGAUUGAUGGCAAAUACAAAACAAAGUCAAAUGCCUUAAUCCAGGGAUUUAUCAGAGCCACUCAUUCAGCAAUGUUUAUAUCAAGUUCUGGAUUUGAUUUGUAUCUUUGGGGGGAGGGGGGGGAGGUUCUCAAAGUGGUUCAUUUGGACUUUUUUGUGUGGUGUUUUUAUUUUUUGUUUUCCCCCCCCAAAAAAAUCUUGUUUAACAAUGUUUGCUGCCCUGCUUUUUUUUAAGCUUUUUUUUUUUUUUUUUUUUUUUU
Acipenser ruthenus (sterlet) is the source of this 2018-nucleotide messenger RNA. Its product is annotated as protein disulfide-isomerase. Gene Ontology annotation, molecular function: protein disulfide isomerase activity. Gene Ontology annotation, cellular component: endoplasmic reticulum. Gene Ontology annotation, biological process: response to endoplasmic reticulum stress; protein folding. The transcript is spliced from 11 exons. NCBI's taxonomy places the organism in Eukaryota, Metazoa, Chordata, Actinopteri, Acipenseriformes, Acipenseridae. Bases 162 to 1685 code for a protein of 507 amino acids. The record is from RefSeq and is a predicted model, not a curated record.